UCCUCCACCAGUCUCAGGCCCCACCUUCUGCCACUCCCAGUCAGUCCUGACAACGGAGGGUGUCUUUCAUUUGCCACCCCUUUCCCCUGGGGUGAGAAGACCUCCCGUAGAAAUAAACGCUUUUUCUCCUUAAACUCUUAUAUCAUCCCCUUCCUCCUCUCUGGGGGUGAGCCUUCUUUACAUUUCCACUUCCACCCCAGAGAGAAUUAGCUCUCUUCUCCACAGCACCCAAGAUGACUGUCAAACUUGACUUUGAGGAGUGUCUAAAGGAUUCCCCCCGAUUCCGGGCUUCCGUUGAGUCUGUGGAAUCUGCUGUAUCAGAAUUGGAAAAUCGUCUGGAGAAGCUCCUCAAGCUCAGUUCUAGCCUACUGGAAAGCGGUCGACAUUAUCUUACUUCUUUUCGAGCCUUCAUCAGUGGCAUCCAGGAACUCUCAAACCUGGGUCCCCCAGAGCCUAUGAUGACUGAGUGCCUGGACAAAUUUACUGAGAGCCUGAGUCACAAAAUCAACUGCCAUGAAGAUCUCUUGAAUGCCACCCAACAGACCCUAAAACAACAGAUCCAGAGUUUUGUGAAGGAGAGUCUCCGUGGUUUCUGGGAAGCCCGAAGAGAAUUUUGGAAAGGAGCAGAAUACCUGGAAGCAGCUCUCAACCACAAUGCUGAAGUCCCUCGUCGACGGGCACACGAGGCAGAAGAAGCAAUGGCUGCACUGAAGAUAGCCAGAGCAGGCUACCAAGGGCGGGCACUGGACUAUGUGCUGCAGAUCAAUGUGAUCCAGGACAAGAGGAAGUUUGACAUCAUGGAGUUUGUACUUCGAUUGGUAGAAGCUCAGGCAAUAUACUUCCAGCUGGGUCAUGAAGAACUGAGUGGGCUAGGAGUCUACCACAAAGAGCUGGGGGCCCAGUUGCACAAGCUUGUCCUGGAGUCUGCACGGGAAAAAAGAGACAUGGAGCAGAGACACGUGUUGCUGAAGGAGCAAGAGCUAAGUGGAGAAGAACCAGAACCAGGCCUAAGGGAAGGACCAGGGGGGUUGGUGAUGGAAGGACACCUCUUUAAAAGGGCCAGUAAUGCCUUCAAGACAUGGAGCAGGCGCUGGUUCACCAUUCAGAAGAACCAGCUGGUUUAUCAAAAGAGAUACAAAGACCCCAUGACUGUGGUUGUGGAUGACCUUCGUCUGUGUACAGUGAAACUCUGCCCUGACUCUGAGAGAAGAUUCUGCUUUGAAGUUGUCUCUCCCACCAAGUCCUGCUUCCUCCAGGCUGACUCAGAGCAGCUUCUACAGCUUUGGGUUAGUGCUGUUCAAAGCAGCAUCGCCACUGCCUUCAGCCAGGCACAGGAGGAAAGAGACUCUCUGGGCCAGGGCCCCUCUCACUCAGCCCCAGGCUUUGCCUCCACCCUGGCUUGUGGAGGAGCAUCCAGAGGGAUAGGCCGAGCAUCUGGUGUGGCAGGACAAGUGGCAGCCCAGGUGCAGAGUGUGGAGGGGAAUGCCCAGUGCUGUGAUUGCCGGGAACCUGCACCAGAAUGGGCGAGCAUCAAUCUUGGCGUGACCCUCUGUAUCCAGUGCUCUGGAAUUCACAGGAGCCUAGGGGUUCAUUUCUCCAAAGUCCGAUCUCUGACCCUUGAUUCCUGGGAGCCUGAACUGGUGAAGCUAAUGUGUGAAUUGGGGAAUGUUGUCAUCAACCAGAUCUAUGAAGCUCGAAUACAGGAUAUGUCUGUGAAGAAACCUGGACCAACCUGUUCCCGGCAGGAGAAGGAGGCAUGGAUUCAUGCCAAAUAUGUGGAGAAGAAAUUUUUGACCAAGCUGCCUGUGGUCAAAGGACGAAAAGUGGGACGAGGCUACCCCCGAGGGCAGCCUCCAUUGCCGCCCCCUAAACCCCAGCUUCAACCCCGACCAGGGAACAUAGGGGCCAAACCAGCACUUCCUUCUGGUGAAUCGGGGUGCUUACACCCAGGAGCCUUGCUAUUCUGGGCUGCUGGGCCAUCCCCAUCUCUUCCCACCAUGGCUGAUGCCCUUGCCCAUGGAGCCGAUGUCAACUGGGUAAAUGGGGCACAAGAAAAUGCAACCCCUCUCAUCCAGGCCACAUCUGCGAACUCCCUACUUGCCUGUGAAUUUCUCCUACAGAAUGGAGCCAGUGUGAACCAGGCAGAUAGCAUGGGGAGGAGCCCCCUCCACCAUGCCACUAUCCUCGGCCAUACUGGCUUGGCUUGUCUGUUCCUGAAGCGGGGGGCAGAUCUGGGAGCUCUGGACUCUGAAGGGAAAGACCCUCUGACCAUUGCCAUGGACACAGCCAAUGCAGAUAUCGUCACUCUGUUACGUUUGGCAAAGAUGAGAGAGGUUGAAGUGGCCCAAGGGCAGGCAGGAGAUGAGACAUAUCUGGACAUUUUCCGAGACUUCUCCCUCAUGGCUUCUGAUGAUCCAGAGAAGCUGAGCCGAAGAAGCCAUGAUCUCCACACCCUCUGAACUGGAGCACUUAGACCCCCAAUCUUCCCUUGGAAUCAUUCACUUAAAAAUGAUUUCUCAGCUACCAAUAUGUCUCCACUGUACUGGUGUAGAGGUGUGGAUUGAGAGAGAGAUAGAAGUGGAGGGGGGGAAAAACCUACAAAAAGCUAAGGGAUUUGGGGCAGAUUUCAGGGACUCUAGGCAUAGCUAGCUCAGGAUGUUUCAGAAGACCCUUAGUUCUGGGGUGAAACAUGUAAGAGUAUUUUUAAAAAAUAAAAGCCUCAUCCUUCCA
Messenger RNA from Gracilinanus agilis (Agile Gracile Mouse Opossum), 2730 nucleotides. RefSeq names its product ArfGAP with coiled-coil, ankyrin repeat and PH domains 1 (gene ACAP1). Lineage: Eukaryota; Metazoa; Chordata; Mammalia; Didelphimorphia; Didelphidae. Gene Ontology annotation, cellular component: cytoplasm. The record is from RefSeq and is a predicted model, not a curated record. The coding region runs from base 234 to 2459 and encodes 741 amino acids. Gene Ontology annotation, molecular function: GTPase activator activity; protein binding. The transcript is spliced from 22 exons.